AUGGUUGAUCAAGACAACAGUCACUAUGACUUUCUCGAAGACGCCGAGGAAGAUCAAUCCAUAAUCUCGACCCGAGGCCUAGAGGCUUUCGGGCGAAAAGUCACGACAACCGCUUCCCAUUUAAUAGCGCCGAAUCCCGAUGCCACUUCUCGCCACUACCAGACUGCCAUGGCCCAUGUCCACAGGCAGCUGACCCGGCCUUCUGUUCAGCGCAGUGUUUUCGCCUUGGCGAGAAGAACACCGUCCGAGAUUGUGCGCUCCAGGCUGUCCACGGCAGAGAUCCAGCACCGCGCAGUCAGCUUCUUACCCGACGACCUUCUUUCCAACAUUCCCGAAGAUGACAAUUCGUUUUCGCUGUUUCAGGGUUUUCAAGCCAGCUUUCCCGAGAUGACAGACGAGGGCAAGAAGCACCGCCGCCGUGUUUCAAGAGGAAGGAAGCUGCUGGAGGAAAGGGGACCAGCCGGAUCCCCUGGACAAGCCUCGAGCGUAUCUCAUAUCAGGAAGGAAAAGGCAGCCAUGAUGCACGAGUUUGAGCUGCUUAGUAUACGGAAGGGCAUGGCUAGCAGCGAAAUUCGAGAGAUUGACAACAAAAUCGCCAACUUGCAGGGCAUGCGCAAGAUCAUCCUAGAGAGGCUAGCGGGUCUGGAACAAGAAGAGGCAUUACUGGAGCAUGACAUCAUCGACGUUGAAGGACGCUUAGAUGUCGCCCAGGCGCUCGCAGACGAAGCCGAAGCCGUGGCUCGAAACACUCCAACCCAGGACGAGGUUGACCUUGUCGGGGACGCAGACGAUCAUGACGCCGAAUUCAUGUCCCAAUCCGUGUACGACAAGAUUCCCGCUUCUGCAAGCUCUACUCCCACAAAACGACCCAAAAAGCAUCGCCGCAAAUCGAUGCCGAUUCUUCAUGAGCACUUUGCAGCUGGCUCCAACAUACGGAAAAUCAGGGCACACAAGGACACAGUAACGGCUCUAGAUUUCGACGCGCCGUUUGGCACAAUGGUAUCCGCUGCACUCGACGACACGGUCAAGGUAUGGGAUCUAAACGCAGGACGAUGCAUUGGGACUCUAGAAGGCCACACUGCGUCUGUGAGGGCGUUGCAAGUAGAGGACAAUAUUCUCGCAACGGGUGCUGCUGACGCGACCAUCCGCCUGUGGGAUCUGAGUCGCUCGAGCUACGAUCCUCACGGAAACAACGUGGGAAAGGACGACGAUGAAGACGCCAUUGCUUUUGAGAACCCGGACGACCAACCCAUCGACCCUCCAGAAGGUAGCAUGGACGACUGUCAGUUAUUUACUCUGGAGGCGCAUGUGGAUGAAGUCACAGCUCUUCAUUUCAGAGGAGAUGUACUUGUGUCUGGCUCCGCAGACAAGACGAUCCGUCACUGGGAUCUGGAAAAGGGUCGCUGCGUCCAGACGCUAGACGUCAUGUGGGCUGCAGCACAAGCUUCGGCCAGCUCUGGCUUUGCCGAAGGGGUAUGGAAGCCGACUGGCCGCUCGACCUCAAGGUCCGCGGACUUUGUAGGAGCCUUGCAAGUAUUUGAAUCGGCACUGGCGUGCGGAACUGCGGAUGGCAUGGUGCGAUUGUGGGAUCUGCGAAGCGGCCAGGUUCACCGCAGCUUGGUAGGUCACACGGGCGCAGUGACAUGCCUGCAGUUUGACGAUGUCCAUCUGGUGACUGGUAGCUUGGACCGGAGUGUCAGGAUAUGGGACCUGCGCACGGGCGCCAUCUUUGAUGCUUUUGCCUACGACAACCCCAUAACCAGCAUGAUGUUCGAUUCGAGGCGGAUUGUCUGCGCAGCCGGGGAGGACGUGGUCAAAGUGUACGAUAAAGUGGAGGGGCGGCAAUGGGACUGCGGCGCGGGCGUCACAGAGGCGGACGAGGCCAAGAGCCCAGCCGAGGUGGAGCAUGUACGCAUAAGGGACGGAUACUUGGUGGAGGGCAGACGGGAUGGCAUUGUCGGCGUGUGGACAUGUUGA
Messenger RNA from Ustilaginoidea virens, 1977 nucleotides. RefSeq lists its product as uncharacterized. The transcript has 4 exons. Bases 1 to 1977 code for a protein of 658 amino acids. Lineage: Eukaryota; Fungi; Ascomycota; Sordariomycetes; Hypocreales; Clavicipitaceae. The record is from RefSeq and is a predicted model, not a curated record. Gene Ontology annotation, molecular function: protein binding.